Messenger RNA from Carassius gibelio (silver crucian carp), 1537 nucleotides. It is a transcript of the gene lrrc42, whose product is annotated as leucine rich repeat containing 42. The record is from RefSeq and is a predicted model, not a curated record. NCBI's taxonomy places the organism in Eukaryota, Metazoa, Chordata, Actinopteri, Cypriniformes, Cyprinidae. The coding region runs from base 204 to 1442 and encodes 412 amino acids. The transcript has 7 exons.
UUCAGUAAAGACUUUUAUUUUGGAAUGUGCUUGAAACUCGACUUACAGGAGGGAUGCCACUCCAAGAGCCCGUCGUUUUUAAAUCUUUUUACAUUUUACAGACUCCUCGGUGUUUCCGUCAGUAUACCCUUGAUUUUCAAACGACAGUAGAAUAUUUUGUACACUAACCGAUUCGUUUGUGUACCGUUAAAGAUCUGGUGAGGAUGUAUGUGAGUGAGGGCUGUGGAGCAGUGUAUGUCAGGGAGAAAGGAGAACUGCGGUGUGUCACUGCAGACAGAAAUCAUUCUCCGCAGCACAGACUCUUCACCAGAGACUUCUCCUUUCAACUCUGCAUCGACACUUUACCAGCUGCGAGCCGCUCAAAGAGAAGAGACCACUUCAUAUUUACAUACAACAAAGAGGGCAGUCUGCGUUACACGGUGAAGUCUUUAUUUGACAUAUCUUUACAGUUCAUCGCUGAUCAUAUCGAGCAUGUGGACUCACUGGUCGGUUUUCCUGAGCAAAUGGCUGAUAAGUUGUUCUCGGCCGCUGAAGAGAGACACAAAUUCACCGAGCCACACACUGCACCCAGAGCACUGCAGGUCUUCUGUGAGGCCUACGGAGAGCUAGUCCUGAGAUCCCUGUGUUUGAGAAACAGGAAUCUUUUGAUAUGCGAGAGGUUGGACGAGAUCAGACAGUUUCAGAAUCUGGAGAGCCUGGACCUCUAUGGAUGUAGAUUGGGUGACAACCACCAGGUUUUCAAAUACAUAACCUCUGAAACCCUGGCUAGUCUUGUGAAGCUUUUCCUAGGUGCAAACUGCCUUUCUGAUGCAGGACUGCAGAGACUGACCGCGCCGGUGAGGGUGAUGAAGAAAGGUCUAGAAAAUCUGCAACUUUUGGAACUCUCUGAGAAUCCCAUUACUGAGAAAGGUCUUGGAUAUAUAACAUGCUUUAAAAUGCUUCAGAAACUGGACAUAUCUGGGACAAAUGUGACGGUGAACGUGUCUUUGAAAGGGUUCUUCAGAAAGAAUAUGAGAAUGGUCUUAUCAGAAACCCCUUUGAAGGAGUUUGGACACUCUGAUUGUAAGACUGAAGGCUGGGCUGAACAGGUAAUAAACCAGUGGGAAAUUACAGCUUCUGAAGUACCAAAGAAAGACCCCAAACCGAGAACAAAUGCUCUGCGUUUCUAUGGAAGAGAAAAGUUUGUCCGAGAGACACUAAACUCCUGCUCUGGGACGAGUGACAACACAAAGAAAGACAAAGUUGUGCCGAUUCACUUUUCUAAGGUUGAUCUCUGUGGCACGAGCUCAACAGCAGAGCACAACUCACUUUCGUCAACAGUGGCAGCUGUUCAGAAGGGCAAGAAGAGGAGACUAUCAACAGAGGAAGACCAAAGUUCAGCUCCUCUGUCAAAGCGCCAGUCUCUGUCUGCGGAGGACUUAGAUCUUUUAAACAGUUAUUGAGUGGACACAGACAUGUGACAUUCCUCUGUGAGGAACAUGACUCUGAAAUGCUUUUAGUUUGGAUUCUUUACAAUUAAAAACGGCUUAUUUUUUUA